CACACGUUCAUAUAAACUGGUUUCCACAAUAAUUUUUCAUAAUUUUUAACGUAUCAUUUUCCAAAUUCCCUGAAUGUCUCGCUUACAAUUUAUCGGCGGUUGGCGUCGCUCGGCGCUGGGAUUCUUCCGCUACCAUGGGGCACUACCACAGAGCCUGCGCUGCCUGCAGGUGCGCACCAAGUGCGAUGAGAUGCGAGGAGUCGCCGUGGGUCUGUACGAGAAGGAGGGCGAUCAUCCGCCGAAACUUUCGGCGGGUGGCGAUGAGUUUGAUCGUCUAGCUGGCGGAAAAUUAACCGAUCUGAUACUCGAAUCGGGACUCACUGGAGAGCUAGGCAUAGGAAGACUCUACCACAAUAUUGGCACGGAGUAUAACUGCCUGGCGGUGGUGGGGCUGGGCCGAGAGGGGGCCGGCUACAAUCACGAGGAAGUUAUCGACGAGGGCAUGGAGAAUGUGCGCGUGUGCGCCGCCGUUGGCGCCCGGGCCCUUCAGCUUCAGGGCUGCGGUGAGGUUCACGUCGAUGGCAUGGACUAUGCGGAGCAAGCCGCCGAGGGCUCGGCCCUGGCCGUUUGGCGGUACAACAUGAACCGUCGCAAGCGCGAUCGCACCCACAUACCGAAGCUGGAGCUGUAUCAUUCCUCGGACACGGAAGCUUGGACGCGGGGACUGUUCAAGGCCGAGUCCCAGAACCUCACGCGACGUCUGUGUGACACGCCGGCCAACGAGAUGACGCCAUUGAUCUUCGCCCAGGCCGCCGUCGAUGCCCUUUGCCCAUGCGGCGUUACCGUCGAGGUGCGCACCAUGGAGUGGAUCGAGGACAAGGGUCUCUCUUCUUUCCUAACAAUCGCCAAGGGCUCCUGCGAGCCCCCCGUCCUACUGGAGAUCAACUACUGCGGCACCGCCCCGGAGGACAAGCCCGUUCUGCUGGUCGGUAAAGGACUGACCUUCCACAGCGGCGGCCUUUGCUUGAAACCCAAAAGGGGCAUGGACGAGUACCGCGGUACCGUCUCGGGAGCCGCCCUGGUGGUGGCCACCAUCCGUGCGGCCUCCGCCCUCUCCCUGCCCAUCAAUCUGUCGGCUGUGCUUCCACUCUGCGAGAACCUGCCCUCGGGUAUGGCCGUAAAACCCGGCGAUGUUGUCACUCUGCUCAACGGUCGGACAAUGCGAGUCAUGGAUCCCGGUGUCGCCGGCACAGUGAUGCUAGCCGAUCCCCUGCUCUAUGGCCAGGCAACGUUCAAGCCGAGGCUUGUGAUCGACGUGGGAUCGAUGGCGACGGGCGUUACCAGCGCACUGGGCGGCUCUGCCACUGGAUUGUGGACCAACAACUCCUUCCUGUGGAAGCAAUUUCAGAAGGCCGGCGGCUACUCAGGCGACCGCCUGUGGCGCCUGCCUCUGUGGAUAUACUUCAAGCAUUUGGUCACCAAAUUCGGCAAUUUUGACAUGUGCAACAAGGGCCGGGGGCCAGCGUCGUCGUGUCUAGCCGCCGCCGUUCUCCACGAGAUGGUGCCAUGCAGCGACUGGGUGCAUCUCGAUACCCACGGCACUGGGAUGCUGGCCAAGGACGGGGUGCCGCCAUAUCUCCUCAAGGACCGCAUGAGCGGACGCCCCACACGCACUCUCAUCCAGUUGCUCUACCAAUUGGCCUGCCAAUGUCCUGCAGCCUGAUGCAGGAACCUUUGUUUUACCUCACUGACACCAAACCAAACCCCACCCCAAUCCUUAAAAUUGUCUGUU
This is a messenger RNA of Drosophila subobscura, 1732 nucleotides long. RefSeq names its product cytosol aminopeptidase. The record is from RefSeq and is a predicted model, not a curated record. Gene Ontology annotation, cellular component: cytoplasm. Gene Ontology annotation, biological process: proteolysis. Bases 74 to 1663 code for a protein of 529 amino acids. Gene Ontology annotation, molecular function: manganese ion binding; metalloaminopeptidase activity. NCBI's taxonomy places the organism in Eukaryota, Metazoa, Arthropoda, Insecta, Diptera, Drosophilidae. The transcript has a single exon.